CGCAGGCAGUUUAAGGCUGCCCGGAGGCCGUCCUUUCCUUGCGGUGCGCCCGGUUGCGCGGGGGCAGCGGGCGGGCGGGCGCGCGCAGCGCGGGCGCGUGGCCGAGCGGCAUGGCGUGGCCCUGCAUCAGUCGUCUGUGCUGCCUGGCCCGGCGCUGGAACCAGCUGGACCGCUCGGACGUAGCGGUGCCGCUGACUCUGCACGGCUACUCGGACCCCGGGAGCGAGGGGCCGGCCGCGGACUGCACAGCCUCGCGUGGGAGCCCGUCUGUCGCAGGCGCGCGGGAGCCCAGUCGCGCCGUGCCGCUCACCCAGUACCAGCGCGACUUCGGCGUGCGGACCGCGCGCGCGGGGACCCGGGAUGAGCGCGUGCCCGGGUCGGGCGGCCGCAGGGGCCAGUCUUCGGCGACCCCCGCCCGGGCGGUCUACGUACUACCCGUCGGGGACGCGGACGCAGCUGCUGUAGCGACCACGUCUUAUAGGCAGGAAUUCCAAGCUUGGACUGGAGUGAAGCCCUCAAGAUCCACAAAGGCCAGAUCGGCCAGAGUCAUCACAACGCACAGCUGUGGAUGGGACCCCAAUCCUGGGGCCAAGUUCCAGGUUCCAGAAGUGAGAAAAUUCACACCCAACCCCUCAGCCAUCUUUCAGACAUCGGCUCCCCGGACUCUCAAUGUGUGACCAGUGGAAACCAGUGGAAACCGUGGCUGCUGGGAAAGCUGCGGACUUCCAGACCUCCAGAAGGGGGACUGGCUUGAUCCUUGGCUGACCGGAGCAGCAUGGCUGCCGACUCUGCCUGUGGUGUGGAGUGGAGGCAGAAGGCACACCGGCAGAACACCACCAGCUGCACGCGGCCUCUUCCCCUCCUCCUCAAGCAGUGUGUGUGGGGAAAACUUGAUCUUUUAAAUUGCCAUUUGGCACCUUUCAAUUUUUAAAUAUGAGGUUCAAUUCGGCUGUGACCUGAACUGCUCCAGACUGAAAAGUAUGCAUAUAUCAAGUCCUUGGUAGACCAGUUACCAACUUUGGGUGGUUUUCCCAAGAUGCAUGUUAACUUAUUUGAUAGCCUAUGGUAGUCCCAGGCAGUUUUCUCAUCUCUUUCUACAAUGCCCCACAUGCUUACAUUAAGAAAUCUUAGCCAGGCAACGGUGGCACAUAUCUUUAAUCCCAGUGGAAACAGAGGUAGGGAGAGCUCUGUGAUCUUGAGGCCAGCCUGGUCUACAGAGUGAAUCCCAGGACAGUCAGGGCUACACAGAGAAAACUUGUCUCAAAACACAUACACACACAUGGGGUAAAAAAAAAAAAAAUCAACCUUAGGUUAUCAGGAGUGACGCCUUUAAUCCCAGCACUCUAGAGGCAGAGGUAAGAGGAUCUCUAUGAGCUCAAUGCCAGCCUGGUCUACAUAGCAAGUUCCGGGAGGGGCUGCGUUUCAAAAGAACAACAAUAUCUUAAGUUCUUAAAAAAUACAUAUGACCACCUGCACAUGAGUCUCAUGGUGGUAAUAUAUAUCCAGGCAGAAAUUUCAUAUAUACAUAUUACACACAGAGAUGGAAAUAUAUCUGUAUAUAUAUGGAAUACACACAGUGGUGAAAUACAUCCAGGGAGAUCAUC
Microtus oregoni (creeping vole) is the source of this 1604-nucleotide messenger RNA. It is a transcript of the gene Map6d1, whose product is annotated as MAP6 domain containing 1. The transcript has 3 exons. Lineage: Eukaryota; Metazoa; Chordata; Mammalia; Rodentia; Cricetidae. Gene Ontology annotation, cellular component: cis-Golgi network; microtubule; Golgi-associated vesicle. Gene Ontology annotation, molecular function: calmodulin binding; microtubule binding. Bases 111 to 677 code for a protein of 188 amino acids. Gene Ontology annotation, biological process: microtubule cytoskeleton organization; cytoskeleton-dependent intracellular transport; regulation of microtubule cytoskeleton organization. The record is from RefSeq and is a predicted model, not a curated record.